This is a messenger RNA of Octopus bimaculoides (California two-spot octopus), 379 nucleotides long. RefSeq names its product tyrosine-protein phosphatase non-receptor type 11-like. Gene Ontology annotation, molecular function: non-membrane spanning protein tyrosine phosphatase activity; receptor tyrosine kinase binding; cell adhesion molecule binding. Gene Ontology annotation, biological process: protein dephosphorylation; positive regulation of ERK1 and ERK2 cascade. The record is from RefSeq and is a predicted model, not a curated record. Lineage: Eukaryota; Metazoa; Mollusca; Cephalopoda; Octopoda; Octopodidae. Gene Ontology annotation, cellular component: cytoplasm.
GGUUGAUGUAAUUGACUCAUCACCUUCCCGAAAAAGUGGCCAUUGUGGCAAAAUUUGAAAUCAUUAUUAUUUUUAUUAUUAUUAUUAUUAUUUUAUGUUUGACUUUUGUUUUGCAUUUGUACAAGUUGGAUCCAAGUCUCACCCAGAGACCUCAAGAGACAACAAGUUAGAAGUUCAUAACUGUAUCGCCUGCACGAAGGGAAGGGCACAUCUAUGCAGCAGAGAAGCAGCAAUAAUGUUGAAACAGUUUAGAUGGUUCCACCCAAACAUAUGGGGUAUCGAUGCGGAGAGCCUGCUCAUGGAGCGAGGCUUCGAUGGAAGCUUCCUCGCUCGCCCCAGCAUGAGCAACCAAGGAGAUUUCACUCUAUCGGUGAGGUAG